Arabidopsis arenosa is the source of this 1330-nucleotide messenger RNA. The record is from the annotation of a GenBank genome assembly. NCBI's taxonomy places the organism in Eukaryota, Viridiplantae, Streptophyta, Magnoliopsida, Brassicales, Brassicaceae.
CCGCGCCACUCGUCUUCUUCCACCUCUCUCUGACAAUGAAUAGCUCGAUGACGACAAGUCCAACGGCUCGAGCCUUCCUUCAUCUUCACUCGUCACCAUUCACUUUACGUUCCAGGCAGCCACCGGCCGGAGUAUGUCUAGUCUCGUGGCCGCCUUCUCCGUCUCGCAGGACUCGUCGACUCGUCUGUAUGGCCGAACCUUACCUCAUUAGGAAAAUGGAGUCUGUUGAGAAGACAUGGAAGGAGUUAUCGGUAAAACUAGCUGACCCAGAUGUUGUUUCAAAUCAAUCUGAAUACCAAAAACUGGCACAGUCCAUGUCGGAGCUUGAUGAGGUUGUAUCAGUCUUCAGGAGAUUCAAGGACUGUGAAAAGCAGUUACUAGAAAGCAAAGUUUUGGCGAAAGAGGCUGGAGAUGAUGAAGAUAUGGCUGAAAUGAUAGGAAGUGAAAUCAGCUCUCUCACCAAAGAAAUUGAGGAGCUUGAAAAACAACUUAAGGUGUUACUUCUUCCUUCCGAUCCUCUUGAUGCCAGAAACAUAUUGCUCGAAGUUAGAGCAGGAACUGGUGGCGAUGAAGCUGCAAUUUGGACUGGUGACCUUGUGCGUAUGUAUCAGAGGUACAGCGAGCGCAGCUCUUGGAAGUUUUCUAUGGUUUCAUGCUCAGAGGCUGAACAUGGAGGUUACAAGACGUGUGUGAUGGAGAUCAAAGGAAAUCGUGUCUAUAGCAAGCUCAAAUACGAAUCUGGUGUUCAUCGAGUCCAGCGUGUUCCUCAAACAGAAACACAGGGUCGUGUACACACUUCUACAGCAACUGUAGCCAUCAUGCCAGAGGCUGAUGAAGUGGAAGUGGUGAUUGACCCAAAGGACAUUGAACUUACAUCUGCAAGAUCUGGCGGCGCUGGAGGGCAAAAUGUCAACAAAGUGGAGACGGCUAUAGAUCUAUUCCACAAACCGUCAGGUAUACGCAUUUUCUGUACAGAAGAAAGGACUCAGAUUAGAAACAAGGCUCGUGCUUUCCAGCUUCUGCGAGCAAAACUGUAUGAAAUAAAAGUAAGGGAACAACAAGAGAAGAUAAGGAAUGAAAGGAAAUCUCAGGUUGGGACUGGAGCUCGUUCAGAAAAGAUAAGAACAUACAAUUAUAAGGACAGUAGAGUGACUGAUCAUAGGCUUAAGAUGAAUUUUGCACUUACAUCAUUUCUUGACGGUGCCUUAGAGGACGCAGUGCAGGCUUGUGCUGCUUUGGAGCAAAAGGAGCUCAUGGAAGAACUCUCCGAGUCUGUAGCUGCUUCUUGAUAAUUGCUCAAACUAAACUCAAAUAAAAACUUUGUACACAC